GUCCCCUAACUCUGUAGAGGAGCUGAACAUUGGUCGGUAAAAUUGAAACUUAGCCUACAUGAUACGCCUGUCACCUAGGAAAUUGGAGGCGUAAGGCUGACACGAGAUAUAGGUAUAUCCUUCCAUAUCUAACUCGCCCCUGUAACCACACUCAAACCUUUACAUAGCACCAACGAAGGUCCAAGGAAGAAAAAAACGCUACCAGAUAAAAUGCGCCUCUUGGAAGCUCGUACCGCUAAAGAGACUGGAAUUCUAAAGCUUGUAGAGAAGAGAGCGAAUGAGCUUCUCAGGUACGCUAUACUAUCGCAUACCUGGGAAGAUGAUGAAAUAACUUUCAACGAUAUUGAAAACGACAAGGCAACUUUUACCUCAGCCAAGACAGCUGCAGCCCACGCAUCACUAUCCAAAAUUCUAGGCGCGUGUACCCAAGCUGCUGAUGAUGGCUACGAUUAUAUCUGGAUCGAUUCGUGCUGCAUCGAUAAACGCAGUAGUUCUGAGUUAUCCGAGGCCAUCAAUUCCAUGUUCGCUUGGUAUCACGAUGCCGAUGUCUGCUAUGCCUUCCUGCUCAAAGCACCGAAUGAACUCGUUACGACGGAAGCGAAGGCUGAAUUUGCCACGAACAGGUGGUUCACUCGUGGCUGGACGCUGCAAGAGCUUCUCGCACCAAAGGAUAUGAUAUUCUUCUCCGGCGAUUGGGUCCCGAUUGGUGAAAAGAAGUUUCUAUGCUUGCUACUUGCCGAAAUCACGGGAGUCGAUUUCAAGAUAUUGCUGGGUGACGAACCUCUAGACUCAGCGAGUAUUGCGAGACGAAUGUCAUGGGCUGCGCAAAGGGUGACUACGCGACCGGAGGACAAAGCCUAUUGUCUGAUGGGUAUCUUCUCUGUUAACAUGCCCAUGCUAUACGGGGAGGGCGGCGAGAAGGCAUUUCUACGGCUUCAGGAGGAAAUCAUGAAGCAAUCGGACGACAACUCGUUGUUCGCCUGGGUCAACCCUAACUCACCACCACAUGCGAGGGAGGGCCUCCUAGCAGCAGAUCCAUCGUACUUCUUAAACUCAAAUAGUAUAAUUCCGUAUCAGGAUUGGGAACCUCGUGAGCCCUACACCUUAACUAACCGCGGCCUUAAAAUUAGUCUUCAUCUCACGGCACUCGAUGACUAUAAAUAUGUAGCAGCCCUCGACUGUCCCGUGCCGCCUGACUAUAAGGACUCGACCUUCUUGGCGAUAUAUCUACAGAAGCUGUCAAAAUACAAUGACCAGUACGCACGUAUUCAGGCAGGACAGCUCGCUAGCGUCCGUACACGUGGACACCUCCUAACUGUCUACGUCCCUCAGAAGCCUAAGCCACCAUCAUUAGAGGGCGCCUUUCUUCAUCACUUAGUCCAGUUAAGGGAAGGUCCCCCUCCAACGAUCUAUCAGCUUGUAUGCCUCCUGAGUCCACGUUUAAGAAAUAACAUCCCCGGGCCAAUGUCAGCAAGGAGUUCAGCCAGGAAAUGGGUCACGGACAAGUGGUCCCUCAUCUAUACUCUAUACCGGAAGCCGGAACAGCUUUCCGCGGCUCUGAUAUUCGAGCGUACAGACGGCGCGAAGAUAGCUGUGUUGAUUGGCACGCUCAACGGGUUCGACGUUGCCUUUAGCGCAUGUGAACUCGACGCCGGGCUCGACUUAGAUCGCGUACAGUUCGAAGAGCUGGAAGCUAUUUUCAAGCCUACUACAGUAGGAAGAUUUGAGCUGUCGUCCCAUAGUGUCCGCGUGUCCGCCACGCCCGUGCUACAAUCGUCAGACAAAUAUUAUAUGGUUGAUAUCGGAAUCGAAGCUAUAAAUUUUACAUGGACAGAUAUGGUGAGAGAAGCAUUUGAUGCUGCUACUGGUUUAGGCCACGGUAAUAAUGCAAGCACACCAGUACCUAAAAAAGAUGUCGCAGAGAAAUCAAAGAAAAAUAAUAACCAACUGUCGUUUUUGAAGCAUUUCAAACAUUAAAAUAACCUUUCCUACGUUUUACGCUCUUAUAUCGACUGCCGUGAGCUUUGAAGUCUCUGGUCUAAACUCGAUGAGCCUUUUUGAACGCGCUAUACCUUUCUCUACGAAGAAAGAGUACCAACUAUACCAGUAUCUAUCAGAAUACAAUAGGGCUAUCUCGUAAGGUAGCCGCCAGAUACUAGGUCAAUACAAGGAGGCUAUGCCCCCCUAUUCCUGAAAGGG
This is a messenger RNA of Daldinia loculata, 2199 nucleotides long. RefSeq names its product HET-domain-containing protein. The coding region runs from base 211 to 1977 and encodes 588 amino acids. The transcript has a single exon. The record is from RefSeq and is a predicted model, not a curated record. Lineage: Eukaryota; Fungi; Ascomycota; Sordariomycetes; Xylariales; Hypoxylaceae.